AUGCACCACGAGUCAAGGGGCCCGAGGGCUUCGCCUACGAGAUCAGCCACUCCGUGGAAGAACGCCGACGGCAAGCCGGCCACGGCGACGCAGUACCAUGCUCAAGACGGACUGGGUAGGUAUCGCUACAGCUACAAGCACCCGGGCUCCGCCCGUGAGGAAUACGUGGAUGAAAACGGCCGCAUACAGGGCAGCUACUCCUACAGGGACCCCAACGACGAGAAGCUGUCGAUGAAGUACUACGCGGACGACACGGGCUUCCACGUCAAGAGAGCCGUGCUGCCAGAUUUGGCAGCGCGGGCGCCGCGCGACGAGCCCGCCGUGGCGGCGAUCAAAGCGGCGCACAUCCGGCUGUGGCGCAGCAUGUGGGAGCGGGCGGCGGCCGCUUCCAUCGGAGCUCCCAUCGACCCCAACGAGCCACCGCGAGAGGAGUACGUGCCCUUGCCCGAGGAGAUCGCUCCCCUGGACGCCGAAAGUCAAUCUCGCUGGAAGACGAGGUGCCGCCGGCCGCUGUCCCCGACCAGCCGCCGAAAGUACGACUCCGCGCAGUACGAGCCCGCGCAGUACGAGCCGUCGGCGAACGAGCCGGACGAGCCAAUCGUGCCCAUCUACCCGGGCGCGCCGGACGCGCCGGCGCAGCCCGUCUCCAGUGCGCCCAAGCCGCUGCCGCGACGACCCGCCGUCCGCGGUCGGCGCAUCGGCUUGCACAACGCUCGUCGCACGCCGACGGGCGCGAGCGGCGCGUCCGCCUGA
This is a messenger RNA of Pollicipes pollicipes, 753 nucleotides long. RefSeq lists its product as uncharacterized. Lineage: Eukaryota; Metazoa; Arthropoda; Thecostraca; Pollicipedomorpha; Pollicipedidae. The coding region runs from base 1 to 753 and encodes 250 amino acids. Gene Ontology annotation, cellular component: chitin-based extracellular matrix. The record is from RefSeq and is a predicted model, not a curated record. The transcript is spliced from 6 exons. Gene Ontology annotation, molecular function: structural constituent of chitin-based larval cuticle.